GGCUGCCAGUUGCAGGUCAGCUUCAGAGAAGGACGACAACUCUUGAGACCUUUCUUAGUGACCAAGAGCUUGUGAAGAUACUGCAGCCAAGAUGCUAAAGAUUUGGGCCAUUCUCCUCUUCGGCAGCCUGCUGACCCCAUCUCAAGGACUAGAUGGCGCUGCUCAAGUUCUUGCCAGGGUGAAUCCAAACGUAUUAGGAAAAAUUAUAGAUGAUUUGCUCCACAGAGAUGACAUUCUCAGAAGUGUGCUAGGACUCGUGUCAGCUGGCAAUGGAGGGCUCCUCAACCUGGGAAAUCUGCUGGGCACUGGCGUCACAGGGCUGGAAAUAAAAAAACUUACUCUCCCAAAAGUAUCGCUGAAGCUCCUGCCAGAAGUGGGGGUCCAGCUGACUGUCAACACCGGAGUGUUAAUUGAAGGGAAAGACCUUCUAGGUAAGGUGCUCGGUCUCCACGUGGACGUGAACAUUACUGCAAGAGCCAGACUGGCACAACAUGGCAAGGAUGCCCCCGAGUUAACCGUUGAACACUGCACGACGCAGCUUGUUAACGUUCGGAUCCUCCAUGUGCUCCGACUAGGUUCACCUGUCCUAAACAAGGCCCCUGGGAACCUCUUUGAUGGAGUGCUGUGUCCUUUAAUUGAUUCCGUGCUCGACGCCACAAACCAUCUGCUGAGCACCGUGAACUCCGUGGUCCGACUGGGCGUGGUAGGAAGUCUCCAGUACACUUCAGCGAACGUCCCUGUAGUCAGUGAUGCGGCAAUCAAACUGGAUUUAAAUGCUGUAGUUGAGGAUUUGCUUGGCAAUAAAGUCAACGAUCCUGCGUGCUCAGCAGCAACUGUAUCUCUGCCGUCCGUGGUGGCCAGCUCUUCCCAGGUUGGCCUCUCUGUGUGCCUCCUCAGCUCAGUGCUCAAGCUGCUGCUGGCGUCUGAGAAUCUCAGCACAGACAUCGCAGCUCAAGAGCUGCCCAGUGACAUCCCACUGACAGCCUCUGUGCUUCGCGCUCUCAUUCCUGAGGUCUCCAAACUGCUGCUGGAGUCACAGCAACCGUUGCUGAAGAUCAGAGUUCUGGAAACGCCUGCAGUGUUGGUGAAAGAUGGCAGUGUCACUGUGAGGCUCCCUGCUUCCAUUGAGGUUUCCCCCUCAGAUUUGCCCCAGCAGUCUCUUUUUGUUCUGAAUGCUGAUAUUGGUCUGAGAGUCCAGCCUACCAUUUCAGACAACAAACUCCGCAUCUCUGUAUCUCUGGAAAGAGUCGGCCUCAGACUGGCUUCUUCGCUAAUUAGCAAUUUCAAUGUUGCACAUCUUGAACCAUUAAUCAGUGACAUACUCAAUGCUGCAUACGUGCCACUCAUCAAUGGUGCCCUGGCGGUGGAAAUUCCUCUGCCCAAUCUUUUCAACCUGAACUGGGAAAAUGGCCUUGUCAAAGUCAUUAAUAAUGCUUUAUUGGUUAAUGCGCUGGCCUAACCCUUCUACGAGGGGCGAGUGUGGGGACAGCCUGCCACUGGCACCGGGAUGGAGGAGAGAAUUCACGACUGAAGAACCCUGCAUUUCCUUACUUUUGUUCCCCAUGACACUUUGAGUCAAGGCUAUGACGAUAGAAACAAAAUGUUGUUCUGCUUCUGAUCAUUGAAUCAAGCUGUAGAAAAGACUUAGUAGGAAUGAAAUUGUUGCUUACUUGGCUGAAAAUAAUUGGGAUUUUCUAAGCAAACUUCUGCAGUCAGCUUAAGCUUCAGGAGAGUUUGGAGCCGAGAGCCCUGCCUUGUGCAUGGAAGUUCUUUCCAUUUCUUGUUACCCUUUCAAUAAAAGCUUUCAUUGCCUCAGCAUUCCUGAUUUCGUUUUGUUUCCCU
Molecule: messenger RNA, 1842 nt
Organism: Chelonoidis abingdonii (Abingdon island giant tortoise)
Lineage: Eukaryota; Metazoa; Chordata; Testudines; Testudinidae
Product: BPI fold-containing family B member 3-like
Molecular function (GO): lipid binding
Source: RefSeq, a predicted model, not a curated record